This is a messenger RNA of Stegodyphus dumicola, 2404 nucleotides long. RefSeq names its product DNA polymerase delta 1, catalytic subunit (gene PolD1). Gene Ontology annotation, biological process: base-excision repair, gap-filling; nucleotide-excision repair, DNA gap filling; DNA-templated DNA replication. The record is from RefSeq and is a predicted model, not a curated record. Gene Ontology annotation, molecular function: nucleotide binding; DNA binding; 3'-5'-DNA exonuclease activity. NCBI's taxonomy places the organism in Eukaryota, Metazoa, Arthropoda, Arachnida, Araneae, Eresidae. Gene Ontology annotation, cellular component: delta DNA polymerase complex.
AAGUGAAAUUAUAUAUUUGAGCGCGAAAAGAGGAUAAUUUUUCUGCCGUCGUUGUUUUCUGUAUGACGGCAUUAAUGUUUUAAUACUUUACUUUAAACCAGUUUCAAGUAUUAAACCCGAUCACAAUUAAUAAGCAGUUGUACUUUCUUUUAGAAACUGACCUUUUUAUUCUAUUCAUUAAAAUCUUCCCUUCAAAGAUUUAAAAGUACUUCAUAUUGUUUCUACUGUAUUUGAAACUGAAAGGUAAUUCAUAUUAAAUAUGGAUUCCAAGAGGAAAGCAAUGUUUGGAAGCCAGGAUCAUCCUAGAAAAGUCCAAAAGAAAAACUCAAAUGAUGAAGAAUUUGAAAGAAGUAACUUUGAAGAAGAAUUGGCUCUUAUGGAUGAAAUGGAGGAUGAAUUCAGAUCACAAUCAUUAGAAGCUCAAGAAUGUUCUGCUGAAGAUAUUGAAUCAGAAACAUCCAACGUGAAGUGGACGCGACCCCAACCUCCUGCUUUAAAUCCAAGUGAAGAUCCUGUUAUAUUCCAGCAACUGGAUCUUGAUUAUUAUGUAGGGCAACCUGUGCCAGGUAUGCCAGGUUGUAAUGUUGGACCUGUUCCAAUUGUAAGGAUGUUUGGUGUUACUAUGACAGGAAACAGUGUUUUGUGCCAUGUUCAUGGAUUCUUGCCUUAUUUCUUUAUUCCUGCUCCUCCAGAUUUUCAGAAAGCUGACUGCGCUUUAUUCAGAGAGGUUUUGAAUAAUAUUGUGAUAGCAGAUAUGAAAUCAAACAAAGAAAAUAUCAGUGAUGCAGUUCUUUCUGUUGAAUUUGUUAUGAAAGAAAAUAUCUAUGGCUACACGAAUAAUGGCAAAGUGCCAUUUCUGAAGGUAACAGUGUUAUUGCCAAGAUUUUUGCCUGCUGCGAAGCGUUUGUUAGAAACAGCUGUUAAAUUUGGAGAUUAUGGAAAGCUCACUUUUCCUGCUUUUGAAACAAACAUAGAUUUUGAAAUUAAAUUCAUGGUUGCCACCAAAGUUGUUGGAUGUAACUGGAUUGAAAUUCCUGCUGGUAAAUAUCGUUUGUUAACUGCUGGGGGGCCGAGAGCACCUACAUCGCGUUGCCAGAUAGAGCUAGAUGUAGCCUGGAAUGAUUUCAUUUCACAUGAGCCUGAAGGCGAUUGGUCAAAAAUUGCACCUGUUCGUAUACUAAGCUUUGAUAUAGAAUGUGCUGGGCGGAAGGGAAUUUUUCCAGAGCCUAAUAAAGAUCCUGUUAUCCAGAUUGCAAACAUGAUUAUUCGACAGGGGGAAAAAGAUCCUUUUAUUCGUAAUGUUUUUACCCUUAACUCCUGUGCUCCAAUCAUAGGUUCUCAAGUUCUUUCAUAUGAACGUGAGAGAGAUUUAUUGAAGUCCUGGGCUGAUUUUGUUCGUGAUGUUGAUCCAGACAUCAUAACAGGAUACAAUAUACAAAAUUUUGAUUUUCCUUAUCUAUUAAAUCGAGCUAAACACCUGGAAGUCACAACUUUUCCUUUUCUUGGAAGGAUGAAAAAUAUCCGUACUAUCAUGAAGGAUUCUAUUCUACAAUCCAGACAGAUGGGAAAGCGGGAAAAUAAAGUUAUCUUUAUUGAAGGAAGAGUGCAGUUUGAUCUAUUGCAGAUUUUGGUUCGAGAUUAUAAACUUCGUUCCUACACCCUCAAUGCUGUGAGUUACCACUUUUUGCAAGAACAAAAAGAGGAUGUGCAGCAUUCUAUAAUUACAGAUCUUCAGAAUGGCACUGAUCAGACCAGAAGACGACUUGCUGUGUAUUGUCUGAAAGAUGCCAUGUUACCUUUGAGACUUAUGGAGAAACUAAUGUGUGUCAUUAACUACAUGGAAAUGUCUCGUGUAACUGGUGUUCCAUUAACUUAUUUGCUAUCUAGGGGGCAGCAGAUAAAAGUUGUUUCUCAGCUCUUGAGAAAGGCUGUUGAGCACGAUUUCAUCAUUCCUACUGUUCACACAGAAGUGGGUGAAGAUUUCACUGGUGCUACUGUCAUAGAACCUGUAAAGGGAUAUUAUAGCAAUCCAAUUUCAACUCUGGAUUUUACAUCUCUGUAUCCUUCCAUCAUGAUGGCACAUAAUCUUUGCUACACAACUUUAGUACAGUCUGUGCAGAUGCGAGAAAACCUGGGUGAAGAAGGGUACACCAAAUGUCCGUCUGGUGUACUGUUUGUGAAGAAAACUGUGCGCAAAGGAUUGCUACCAGAGAUAUUGGAAAAUCUUCUUGCUGCUAGAAAAAAAGCCAAAGAUGAAUUGAAAAAAGAAACUGAUCCUUUCAAGAAAAAAGUGUUGGAUGGUCGUCAGCUUGCUUUAAAAAUAAGUGCAAACUCUGUGUAUGGAUUUACUGGAGCUCAAGUUGGAAAACUUCCUUGUCUAGAGAUAUCUAAAGUAAACAGUUAA